Enterobius vermicularis (human pinworm) is the source of this 537-nucleotide messenger RNA. NCBI's taxonomy places the organism in Eukaryota, Metazoa, Nematoda, Chromadorea, Rhabditida, Oxyuridae. The record is from the annotation of a GenBank genome assembly.
AUGGGAUCAGCGAUGUUUAUUAAUUGGGAACGAACUUGGUCAUUUAUUCACGCAUUUCAUUUUGGAUUCAAUUUAAUUGUUACCGUUGGUUUGGGUGAUAUUGUUGUUAAAGAUUACAUAUUUCUUUCACUCAUUGUCGCUUUUGUAAUUGUUGGGCUUUCCGUUGUAACGAUGUGUGUCGAUUUGGCAUCAACACACCUAAAGGCAUAUUUCACUCGAAUACAUUACUUUGGAAGAGCAAAACGAUUUUUGGGAAUGAGCGAAGAGUUAAAGGAAAUUGUAGCAUUAUUAGGUGCAAUGAGGAGGAAAAAAGGUGGAAAGGUAACAUGGAACGAUGUACGCGAAUUUUUGGACAACGAAUUACGCGAUCGACCAUUCGAGCCUCAUGAACUGUUAAUGAAACUAAGAUUUAUUGACGAAACCUCAUCAGGGAUGUCAACAUUACGACGAAAUUCAUUUCAGUCGGAUUUUUUACGCGAUUCAGAAUAUUAUAAACGACUGUCUGCCUAUCGUCCUGAAGAGCCGGCAUAUCUAUAA